Molecule: messenger RNA, 309 nt
Organism: Penicillium pulvis
Lineage: Eukaryota; Fungi; Ascomycota; Eurotiomycetes; Eurotiales; Aspergillaceae
Exons: 1
Coding region: 1-309 (102 amino acids)
Source: RefSeq, a predicted model, not a curated record
AUGUCCCGACCGCCGACACCGCCUGACCUCAAAAACUUUCUCUCUAAGCUUGCAAAGUUUAACCGUGCACAAGCUGUUCUGCCGUCUGCAAUGCGAGGUGUACUUCCUAUGGCCAUAGUGGCGGGCGGCGUUAUUGCAAAGGUGACAAACGGGGACAAUUUCAUUGAGCGCCGGGUAUUAGGCAAGCCAUCCAUCGGGGACGAUUCUAUCGCCUUACCUGAGCCUAGAAAGGAACCACCGGACCAGCAGACUAUCGGAACUAAAGAUGGACACGGGGUGAAGAACGACCCUGCACACAAGAAACUAUAG